Messenger RNA from Biomphalaria glabrata, 3510 nucleotides. RefSeq names its product survival of motor neuron-related-splicing factor 30-like. Gene Ontology annotation, biological process: mRNA processing; regulation of alternative mRNA splicing, via spliceosome. Gene Ontology annotation, molecular function: RNA binding. Gene Ontology annotation, cellular component: cytoplasm; precatalytic spliceosome; nucleus. NCBI's taxonomy places the organism in Eukaryota, Metazoa, Mollusca, Gastropoda, Planorbidae. The record is from RefSeq and is a predicted model, not a curated record. The transcript is spliced from 7 exons. The coding region runs from base 158 to 892 and encodes 244 amino acids.
GUGACUUCAUUUCCGGUUAGACUGUCUAUAUUAACAACGUUACUCUGUUACUUUACCGAUAUCUAUUUUAUAGAUCUAGAUCUAGAAUCUAGUUUUAGUUUUAUAGAUUUUAGUAGAUAUACUAAACAUACCUAGAUCCAAGACUCUGGAUUUAAUUAUGGCUAGUAUCGAAGACUUGAAAACAUACGAACUUCAGUUGCAACAGGUGGAAGCUGCACUAUUAACAGACCCAGAAAAUGAAGAAUUGCUAAAGCUGCAGAAAGAUUUACAAGAAGUGAUACUUCUCACUACUGAGCUCAUCUCUGGACCGGCCAGUGCUGGCUCCUCAUCACUGACAUCCCCAGGUGCUGGUGGGCAAAAGUCUGGUGCUGAAGACACAGUCUCUUCAGGUGGAAUAAUUGAAUGGAAAGUUGGCGACAAGUGCUUGGCCUUGUGGGAGGAGGACGGACAACACUAUGAGGCUUUAAUAGAAGAAGUUUUGGGAGAUGGUACUUGUACUGUUACAUUUACAGGAUGGAACAACAGUGCUAUAUGUCCCGUAUCGCAACUGAAGGCUGUAGAUCAUGGAGUGAAGAGAGGAGCCAAAGGGGGAGGAGGAGUAGAUGCUAAAAAGUCAAAGAAAGAUUUGAUAGCAGAGCAGAGAGAAUACAAAAGGAAAAAAUCCCUCAAGAAAGCCCAGAGAAUGCAGCAGUUGGAACUUGAGCAUGAAACAGACAAGAACAAAUGGUUAGACUUUAAUCAUAAGACAUUUUCCAAGACAUCAAAAGGCAAAGUAAAGAAGAGUAUAUUUGCAACCCCAGACACAGUUUCAGGCAAAGUUGGAGUGGGCACUUGUGGAUCUGGAGGAAAACCCAUGACAUCCUAUCAGCACCAGGAAAAAUGGAAAAAAUAAUCUUGCUUUUUUUUAAGUGGUACAGAAUGAACAUGAUGAGAGAAAUACAAGCUAUUUCAAAAGAUAGAAAGGAUAAAUGAUAUAUCACUAGCUUGUAUAGAUUAGUAUGUCUGACAUGGUGCAUCAGGGGAUGUCUGCCAUAAGUUUCUUGGGCUGGAAAUUUGUUGCGAAAUCUGAAAGCAUUUUACGACAGGUUAAAGCCAUUGUAAAUGAACUGUUAACUAUAAUAAUUCAUUAUCAGUCUCAUCAUGCUAAUACAUGUUUGUAUAGUUUGUUUUUCUAUCUUUCAAACCAAACUCGUCUUAUUCCAGAUUUUAUUGGAUCUAAACUACUCGUUUAAUGUUUACUUUUGUUUUGUUUUGUGUGUCUUAUCUUAUAUGUCGCUUAACUUUUGUCAUAGGGGUACUGUCACAGUUCCCAUAAUCAUAUCCCACCACUUUUCCUGGUCAGCUGCUUUUUUUAAAAUCAUAUUGUAUUUCAUAUCAGGUUAUGGCCUUUUUGAAUUGAGGAUAAAUAGAUAAGAAUGGAAUGAGGAUUCUGAGGAUAAGAAAAAAAAAAGAAAGAGAUGGUACAGAUUCAUUCCACUUUAAAAAAAAAAAAGAAUUCUUUUGAUCCUCACUUGAAUGAAUUACAGGUGUGUAGCAGACAACAAAAAAUAAACCCAAGAACAACUUCAAUUACUUCAACACAAGGGAUAGAAAUGUAUAAUUCUGUUACUAGUUUCAAUAGCUUAAAAUCCUUCUAAAAUUAUGUUCUUUCUCUGUUUCUCAAUUUUGCUGCUGAUGAAUGUUACAGUUAAGCAUUACACCCAUCUCAGUUUUGCGUUAAAUAUUUUUUUAAUGUUUUCUUUUUCAAUUAUUGCAUAAGUUGUUCGCUCAGUAAACAUCACCUGACAUACAGCUCCUGUCCUCUUCCAAAAAAUGUUUUCUUGGUGUAACUAAUACAUUUUUUUAUCCAUCUCCUUCAAGUUCUUUUUUAAAGUUUGUAAAACUUUUUGUGAGUAGACAGAUUAUUAAAUAGCACUCACUACUAACUUGAACUAGCAUUUUAAACACCAUAACAAAUUGCAUUUAAAAAAAAUGUUAACAUUUCUAAGUUUUUUUUGUGUUUUUUUUUUUAAUGUCUUAAGCUUAUAGUCUAUCAAAGUACAUUAUGCUGUUACAUCAAACACAUCUCUGGGUUACUGUGACAAAAAUACAUUUCAAACCUUAAAAACAUGAGAGAGGAAGAAAAUGGAUCAUAAUGGAGGUGUGGAGAAAAUGAGAAGAGGAGGGUACAGUCAUUGUUAUGGAUUGAGAUAGGAUUUUUAAAUGCUUUGGUAUGUCAGGAGCAAAGGCCUAGGCUUUACAAACAGAAUGGCAAGAGUAAGGGCUAGACAUUGAACCUUCUUAAAUUUUCUUCUGAAAAGGAUGGGCUAGUGGAGUGAAAAUAAACUACAGCUAAACGCAUUCAUACAAGCUUAUUUCUUGAAGCAAUACUAAAUUAUUUUUUUUUAAUUUUCAAAGUGUUCAUUCAAGUUGUUAAUUUCAAUGCAUGUUUUGUUUUUAAUAAUUUAAUUUUUAUCUAGGCAUUUUUGAUAUCACUGUCAUUUCAAUGUGCAUGAAUGAAGCUUGUAUUGAAGAGAAUUGCUGUUUAGACUGGAAGACUGAAUGUUUUCAGAGAAGAAUGUUGUCUGAUUACAAUUGGUUAUGUUGCUUUGUUAUCCUUUGUUAGUGUCACUGUUAAAGAGUGAAAGAGGAAACAAGUGAGUUGUUUUUUUUUUUUUACUUUUCCAUACAUACAUUAUUAAUGUGGUUUUAAAUGAACUUUGUCUUGUUCUUUUUGGAACAAAGGUUUUGACUGAACCUUGUAUAGAUUAGGAUUGCUUAUUUUGAGUGAAAGUUUUUGACAAAUAUGUUGUGUCGGGUAACAAUUUAUUAUGAAUGUCUUAAAAUUUUUUUCAUUUGAUUGCUUCAGAGUUAAUGUGUGUGUGUUUUUUGUUUUAAAGUUAAAGGUGGCAUAGCGAACAUAACUAGGGACCUUCCCAUCUAAUAUACAUAUUUUAUUGAAUAAUAAGAAAUAUAAUACAAAUAAUAAUAAUAAAACAGGUUUUACCGGUCCCUAUUAAUAUUUUUCUUUUAAUACAAAUCUGUCUACAAAUUAUUCUAGUUCCUUUGUAAAUAAGUCUAAAAAUAUAAUUUGAAAAAAAAAACAAAACUAGAUGAAGAUGGCAUUUAAAAAUGCCCUCUCUCCCUCCUCGCUAUGCCACUAACUUGUACAUACAUGCAUUCAAUGAAAUGUUGUGGUUUUAUUUAAUUAAAAAAAAUGAUCUUAAAGAGUUUUAUUUGUACUCUCAGCGUCAGCUCAAGGUAAUAGAGAAAUACUUCAAAGUAACAUUUUGACAGUAGACCAUUUCCCAUUCUACACUAGUUUUUUUUUUCUUCUGCAUUAGACAGACACUAACUCAUCAUUGCACUUGAAUAUCCACUGUUGAAAAACAUUUGUUGUCAUUGACUUUCUGUUCUACUUGAUAGUCUGAUUGACAUACUUUUGUUUUAAGCUAAUCUAGUAUGACUUGCAUAGGUGUCUGUAGUUUUACUUCAUUUUUGCCGACCAAAAAAUAAAACAUUGAAAUCACA